AUGUCACCGCCCACAUCAGAAGCGUCUUGGCCGGCAGGCAUUCCGGAGAUCCGCCAGCAUACGACGGACUUAUCCCAGGAAGAGCUCAGGGAAGAGGCCAAGGGAUGGUUGCUAUUUGUACGGGAAAAGAUUCAGCCCACAUCGACUCCUGAAGAUGGGCUGCGUCAACGGCGAGCGCUAAUAGAGCAAUGGGCCACCGCCAGUCAAGAGUUCCGCGAGACCUACCAUAGUCGUUCCGCAGGAUACAGCUCGGCUUACGACUACCCGGCCUCGGUUCUUUCGCAGAUCGCCCCACGACCCAACAAACGCUUCUUGUGCCUUCCCUCCGUGGACCGGCAGACCCAUCCGCGUAACUAUAUCCACCUCGUGAAGUUCCUGAUUUUGUUGUAUAUCCACCAAGACGAAUGGAAUGGGGUGCACCCCUUCGAAGAGCAUGGAGCAGGCACCGCUCCUAACCACCACCUUCCGGACCUCCUUGGCUGUGGGCCCACCACCAGGCCAAUCACCACCUACGACGAGAUUCUUCCCUCGCUGUAUCUCACCCCAGCGGAUUUCCAUGCCCUCUCCAUGACCCGCCAGGGCACGGUGGUGUUUGACAACGGGCCGAACCUCACGUGGUUCGUGAUCGAUGCGCCGGGACUUGCCACAGGGCGACUGGCCCUGGUGGACUUUAGCUCAAAUGGCCACGUCCGCGUCUCGACCCUUCGUCGACCCUGGAAUAUGGGCCAAACCAUGGCCUUCGAGCAAAUUCUGGGUAGAUAUCUUGGCGAGAUCGUUGAGUCAUGCAUUGGAGGCCCGCCGCAGUAUAACGAAGUCUUGGAUAUGGAUCUUCCUAUUCUUGACAUCUUGGAGUCAACCCGGUUGAAUAACAAGUUCCUCUGCUCAGGCUACGGAUCUCGGGACCUCUGGAUCCGCCUUAUCAACGAGAGUGCGCCGGGAUAUCUAGAGCUGGAGGCCCAAGGACGGGAGGUGGAGUUCGAGCUAGAUAAAUUGCUGGUUAUCGACCUUUGA
This is a messenger RNA of Aspergillus luchuensis, 1011 nucleotides long. RefSeq lists its product as uncharacterized. NCBI's taxonomy places the organism in Eukaryota, Fungi, Ascomycota, Eurotiomycetes, Eurotiales, Aspergillaceae. The transcript has 4 exons. The record is from RefSeq and is a predicted model, not a curated record. The coding region runs from base 1 to 1011 and encodes 336 amino acids.